AUGUCCGCCGCCAGCGUGAGCCCCAUCCCCAUCACCACCAUCUCCGAGCUGAAGCAGCACCACUCGCAGCUCGUCCGCCUCGGCCUCGCCUCCCACCCCGCCCACGCGCGCCGCCUCCUCGCCUUCCUCGCGCGCGACCCCGACCGCCUCCCCUACGCCGCGCGCCUCCUCGCGCACCACCCGGACCCGCACCCGGCGCUCUUCAACCCGCUCUUCGCCUCCCUCCCGCCGCGCCACGCGGCGGCCCUCCUCGCCCUCAUGCUCUCCCUGCCCCUGCACCCCGACCACUUCACCCUGCCGCAGCUCCUCCCCGCCGCGCCGCUCCCGCUCGCCGCCCAGCUCCACGCGCUGCUCCUCAAGCUCAACUUCCACUCCCACGCGCACUCCUUCAACGCGCUCCUCGCCGCCUACCUCGCCAACGGCCGCGCGGAUCUCGCAUCCCGCCUCUUCGGCGACAGCUCCCUCUCGCCAUCCCUCGACGUCGUGUCAUGGACUACCAUGGUGGGCGGUCUAUGCAGGCUGGGCCUCGUGGACGACGCGCGGGAGCUGUUCGACGCAAUGCCUGAGAGGAAUCUAGUUUCCUGGAACUCGAUGAUCACGGGUUACAUCAAGGCCGGGCGGUUCUUGGAAGCCCUGGAGGUGUUUGACCAUAUGCGUGCCCUCGGGUUAGAGGGGAAUGGGUUUGUCGCCACGAGCGCGGUGGUGGCGUGCACUGGGGCUGGUGCGCUGGCCCGCGGGAGGGAGGUGCACCGGUGGGUGGAGCAGAGCGGAAUACAGAUGGACGAGAAGCUAGCCACAGCGGUGGUCGACAUGUACUGCAAGUGCGGGUCUGUUGAGGAGGCGUGGCGUCUGUUCCAAGCGCUGCCGACGAAGGGGCUCACGUCGUGGAACUGUAUGAUCGGUGGAUUAGCGGUGCACGGGAGGUGCAAGGACGCCAUUGAGCUGUUCCACCAGAUGGAGAGGGAGAACGUGGCGCCGGACGAUGUCACGCUGGUGAAUCUGCUCACCGCCUGCGCGCACACCGGGAUGGUCAGCGAGGGUCGCCACUAUUACAACUACAUUGUGCAGAGAUACGGCAUCGUGCCCAAGAUGGAGCAUUAUGGCUGUAUGGUCAACCUGUUCGGGAGGGCCGGGCUGCUGGACGAAGCCAAGAAGGUGAUCGACGACAUGCCAAUGGAGCCAGACAUUGGUGUCCUUGGAGCACUUUUCGGAGCAUGCAAGAUUCACAGGGACGUUGAUUUAGGUGAGGCAAUCGGAUGGCGUGUGAUUGAUCUUGAGCCCAAGAACAGUGGACGGUACGUGCUGCUGGCCAACCUCCUGGCCAGUGCUGGCCGGUGGGCUGAUGUGGCAAAGGUCCGUCAGUUGAUGGACAAGAGAAAUGUGAGCAAGGAGGCAGGGCGGUCCACAAUCGAAAUCGAGGGCAAAGUCUGCGAGUUCCAGUGCGGGAGCCUGUGCCAUCCCCAGGAGAAGGACAUAUUCGCCAUGGCCAAGGACAUGAUAAGGAAGAUCAGGCUAGAGGGCUACGUGGCGGACACAAGCGACGUCCUGCACGACAUCACAGAUGAAGUGAAAGAAACAUCGCUCCUCUACCACAGUGAGAAGCUGGCCAUAGCCUUUGGGCUGCUGUGCACGAGGCCUGGGGACACGAUGCGCAUCACAAAGAACCUGCGAGUUUGUCGAGACUGCCAUGAGGCGACAAAGUUCAUAUCUCGCGCAUUUGAGCGUGAGAUCAUAGUGAGGGACAGGAACCGGUUCCAUCAUUUUAGGGAUGGUAUGUGUUCGUGUAAAGAUUAUUGGUAAGUAGACUAGAUGCUGAAACUAUCGGGCUGGAAGUAGAUACAUAUGCUCCUCCCUCAAAGUCAUUUGCACUGAGACCAUCUCAAAGAAAACUGAACAAAACACCUUGAACUUCUAAUGACAUGUCUGACGGGGUUGGCGCCUGCGACUAAAAGGAUGCAUGAGAGAAAUAUUCCCAUGAGAGACAAUUGGUGCAAAAGUAGUCUGGACUUGCACUCAGACAAAAGGAGCCAAAGAAAGAGCCCUGAAUGGGCCAAUUGACAGGUAUGCAUCCUCACCGAAUCAACAUUUGUGUGCAAAUACUCAUUUCGGUUCUAUCAGAUUUGUCGUCGUGGGAAGCUCUCACAACUUUGAGUACCAAUAUCAUUAGAUUAUUA
This is a messenger RNA of Lolium rigidum, 2174 nucleotides long. Its product is annotated as pentatricopeptide repeat-containing protein At3g62890-like. The record is from RefSeq and is a predicted model, not a curated record. Bases 1 to 1800 code for a protein of 599 amino acids. Gene Ontology annotation, molecular function: protein binding; RNA binding; zinc ion binding. Gene Ontology annotation, biological process: RNA modification. The transcript has a single exon. NCBI's taxonomy places the organism in Eukaryota, Viridiplantae, Streptophyta, Magnoliopsida, Poales, Poaceae.